ACUUCCUGUAGGGACUGAAAACCAAGUGAGGAGAUGAAGGAUUGCACCAUAAUACACCAGAGAAUACAGAGAGGAUAGAUACCGCAGAUAGAAUCUGACCAUCACCCAAGAAACAGCUGCGCAACUGUCCCUUCACAGCAUUGUUCAACACAGAAGGUUGGGCAGUGAAACCAUCAUCUGGAAAUUGGUCGGGUCAGGGAGCUUUGACACAUCAUCAGAUCUGAAACUGACCAGUGGUGUGGAGCCUUCUAGAACCAAUUUUUCUGAAGGUUUGGCUAUGGGCGAUUGGUCAGGGUGAGGCUGGGAAGAAGUGUGAGUGGGCUCCAAGUGUGGCGAGAGCUUCAAUCAUUCAUCGAGUCUCAUGAACCACUCACUCGUUCCUAUAGGUGAGAGGCUGUUCAAAUGUGAGGUGUGAGAGGAGGGCUCCACAGGCUCAUAAGAUCUAGCACACAAGGUGCAUCUGUUAUACAACUGUUAAGACAAGUGCAGCUUCAUGGAAGAGGAGCCAUUCAAGUGUGAGGUUUGCAACCGAGCUUUCACACAUUCAUCGAAGCUCAUGAAUCACCAGCGCAUUCACACUGGGGAGAAGCCGUUCAAAUGUGAAGUGUGUAACCAGGGCUUUGCACAAUUAUCAGAUCUGGUGAAACACCGGCGCAUUCACACAGGGGAGAAACCAUUCAGAUGCAAAGUGUGUAUCAAAUCAUUCUCUGAUCCAUCGAAUCUCCGCGCACACCAGCGCAUUCACACAGGGGAGAAACCGUUCAAGUGUGAGGUGUGUAACCAGAGCUUUGCACAGUUAUCAGAUCUGGUGAAACACCGGCGCAUUCACACAGGGGAGAAACCAUUCAGAUGUAAAGUGUGUAUCAAAUCAUUCUCUGAUCCAUCAAACCUCCGUGCACACCAGCGCAUUCACACAGGGGAGAAACCAUUUGCAUGUGAGGUAUGUGACAAAUCAUUCUCAUCGUCAUCAGAUCUCUGCGUACAUCAACGCAUUCACACAGGAGAGAAACCGUUCAAAUGCGAGGUGUGUUACAAACCAUUCUCAUCAUCAUCAGGUCUCCACAGACACCAACGCAUUCACACUGGGGAGAAACCGUUCAUGUGUGAGGUGUGUGACAAAUCAUUCUCACAGUCAUCGAAUCUCCGCACACACCAAAUCACUCACACAGGGGAGAAACCAUUCAAGUGUAAGGUGUGCGACAAAUCAUUCUCACUGUCAUCGAACCUCCUGCUCCAUCAGAGGAUUCACACAGGGGAGAAACCAUUCAUGUGCGAGGUGUGUGACAAAUCAUUCUCAGUGUCAUCGAGCCUCCGUUUACACCAACGCAUUCACACCGGGGAGAAACCAUUCAUGUGUGAGGUGUGUGACAAAUCAUUCUCACAGUCAUCGAAUCUCCGCACACACCAAAUCACUCACACAGGGGAGAAACCAUUCAAGUGUAAGUUGUGUGACAAAUCAUUCUCACUGUCAUCGAACCUCCUGCUUCAUCAGAGGAUUCACACAGGGGAGAAACCAUUCAUAUGCAAGGUGUGUGACAAAUCAUUCUCAAGGUCAUGCUACCUCCGUGUCCAUCAGAAGAUCCAUACAAGGGGCGUAACCCUUGAAGUGUAAGGUUUGUGAUGAAUGUUUCAUGACACCGUUGACCAUCCAGGACACCAGAGGAUUCACACAGAGGCAAAACCAUCAGAUGUGACGUGUGUGACAAGGCUUUCAUACAGUCAGUGAAUCUCCUGGUCCAUCAAUGCACUCACAAGGGGAGAGAGACACCCUAUUGGUGUGUUUGUAAUAAAGCCUUCACCUAGUUGUCGGACCUCCUGAAACAUCAGUGAACUCAAGGGGAGCUGCUUAGCCAAGUUUUAGCCAAUUUGUUGUCAGAGUGUGAACCUCGACACAGCCUCACUGGAAAGGAUGUCCAGUGGUAUUGAGGCACAGAACAAGAAACAGCUUUCACUCACAUUAAACAACUAGUGACGACAACACCAGUGCUGAGGUAUCAUGAUGUUAUAAAGGGAAUAUAAUUUUUCUUAAUGUUACUGUGGGACACUGAAGCAGGCUUAUAUGUGUGUAUCUGUGUGUGUGUGUUGCCUGUGUGUGUGACUAAUUAAACUGAAGACAGGCUGCAAGUUUUGAAACAUCAAAGGUGUUCAGUGUAAAAGCAAGCAUUUUGAAAUGGAAAUGAACAAGCUACCAUUUGCAUCUGUAGAUGAGUUGAGAGGCACAACAGAAAGUUUUAUAACUGGCAAAAAUCAUAAAUAAGGCAAAGUUAUUAAGUUUAUUUUUCCCGAAAGUGCUGGCUACAAUGACAACAUGAAAGA
Molecule: messenger RNA, 2316 nt
Organism: Carcharodon carcharias (great white shark)
Lineage: Eukaryota; Metazoa; Chordata; Chondrichthyes; Lamniformes; Lamnidae
Product: zinc finger protein 271-like
Exons: 2
Coding region: 494-1612 (372 amino acids)
Source: RefSeq, a predicted model, not a curated record